ACUCCCCCCGCUUCCCGGGCCGCCUCUUUGUCUCCUGCAGGAGGGAAGGCGUUCGGCUUGCUCAAAGCCCGGCAGGACAGGAGGCUGGCCGAGAUCAACCGGGAGUUUCUCUGUGACCAGAAGUACAGCGAUGAAGAGAACCUGCCGGAGAAGCUCGCCGCCUUCAAAGAGAAGUACAUGGAGUUUGACCUGAACAAUGAGGGCGAGAUUGGUAAGUGAGGCCUCAACUGUGCAGGGGAGGAG
Messenger RNA from Leptonychotes weddellii (Weddell seal), 243 nucleotides. The record is from RefSeq and is a predicted model, not a curated record. NCBI's taxonomy places the organism in Eukaryota, Metazoa, Chordata, Mammalia, Carnivora, Phocidae.